GACGAGUCGGACAAGACGCCGCGUUCCGACAUGCCGCCCGCUGCCGCCGCCGCCGGGGCGUCGCAGCUGCCUGAUGCCUCCGAGUCGAAUUACUUCUCGCCUCGUCCCAUCCGGCCCUACGUCUCCAGGCUCCCUGCCUCCACCCCAGCCUCUGCGCGCCCGUCGCCCACAGCGAGCCUUGAUGCGUCGUCCGUGUCAGUCUGUUCAACACCCGCCCUUCCACAAGAACGUCGGCCCAGUAUACACAGAGAUGACUCGAGCGCAUCGACGACGACUGUUGCUACAAUACGUGCCCACUCGGCCGAGCCGGGCACUGCAUACCCACCCCCGACGAGGAGCAAGCUAGAGGGGCCUUACUACCCUAACCAGUCGUACGCCGCCCUCCAGUACCCACGCUAUUUUCCCGGAUCGGAACACAAACCAGCUCGUGGGAGCCGGAUGAGUGGCGCCCGCCACUCGCACUUCCAGUCCUUCUCGGGGACUAGCAUCACGACAUCUGGCCUUUCGGACCAUCGCCGAAGCUUCAUGGACUCGGGGUCCAGAACCGCUGGUAACUCACCCGCUAGCAGCCCUGGCCUGUUCAGCCCCCGCACCCCUCCCCUGGGCGUCCCUCAGCAGUCCGAGGAUGGACUCUACUCCAGCCCCUAUCUGCAUCAUAUGCACAGACAAGCACCGAAGGAGACACACAAAGCCGACCUGGACGUCGACCCCGUCUCGGGCCGGAAGAUCAUCAAUCAGUACGAGAUCAUCGAUGAGCUGGGCCGGGGCGUGCAUGGAAAAGUGAAGCUCGGAAGGAACCUGGAAACCGGUCAGACCGUAGCCAUCAAGAUUGUCAAGCGCUACGUGAAGCCCAAGCGGCUGAACAGAGAUGAUGGUAGCCGCGAGGAAAAGAUCAAGAAAGAGAUCGCCAUCCUGAAGAAGGCAAGACACCCCAACAUCGUCGGCCUCCUCGAAGUCAUUGACGAUCCCGCACUCAAAAGGGUGUACAUCAUCCUAGAGCACGUUGAGCUGGGUGAGGUGAGGUGGAGGACAGAGGGUGCCAGGGAGAUCUGCUUGAUUGAAUGGCGCCGUUACCAAAGAGAGGCCCAAGGCAUGGCGCAGGACGAGGCUGCCAUCAAGGAAGACUUGAGAAUCCUGGAGCGCGCACAUGAGAAGAUUCGGCAAGAGCGGGUGGCAGAGCUGCGUGAGCGGGCAAGACUGAUGCGCAGAGAUAGGCGCACCGGCGAUGGAACAGACGACAGCCAUGGAUGGAGCUUGGAGCAUGGAGGCGAGUCUGACCAGGAGUCGAUUGGCAGUAACCGUACUUCUCGAGCUUCCACAAUCAGCCGCGAAAGAGCACCUAGCAGAAGCACGCUUGCCGAGCCUUGGGCGAGGACUGGGCAUGACGAACCCAACAUGGAGACUGCCGUUCGGGCCGAAACAGCCGCUCCAGCGUGCCAGCCGUUCGACGCCGAUGCAUGGAGUGGCCUAGAGGGAACUCAGUACGGCCCCUACGAUGACCGUGGCCGGACUCCAAGCAUAGCGGGCAGUAGCUCCUCCGGCUUAACCGAGGAGGCGGAAGACGUGCCGGAGCACUUUCGCUACGUCCCUUUACUCACGCUUCAGACGGCGCUAGAGAUCUUCAGAGACACCGUAUUGGGCUUGGAGUACCUACACUUUCAGGGCGUCAUACACCGCGACAUAAAGCCCGCGAAUCUGCUUCAGACCAGAGAGCACCGUAUCAAGAUAUCCGACUUUGGGGUCUCCUAUCUCGGCCGCGCCAAAUCGCCGUCGGAUGACGACGAUCUCUCCGAGUCGGAUCCCCUAGGGCCGGAAGAGCCCGAAGAAGAGCUGGCAAAGACGGUAGGGACGCCGGCGUUCUACGCGCCUGAGCUUUGUCGCGAAGGGUUCCAGGUGUCCAAGCAGCUCGAUAUCUGGGCCUUGGGCGUCACUCUGUACUGCCUCGUUUAUGGCAGAGUACCGUUCUUCAACCCAAACCAACAUCAGCUCCUUGAGAACAUCUUCUCGGAUGACGUCGUCAUCCCCCGUUUCCGGUUGAAGGCGACCAUCGAACAAUCGGGCUCCAGGCCCAGCUCGCAUGGGAGGAUGUAUCAUACAAUGACCACUGACCGGAGAGAUCCUCAUGCUCUCGAGUAUGAAGAGGUUGGGCACGACCUACGAGAUCUCCUCGAAAAGCUGCUUACCAAGGAUCCGAAGCAACGCAUCUCCAUCCGGGAGAUCAAGCGACACCCCUGGGUCCUACAGGGGCUCGACAACUACGGCGCCUGGGUUGAGGAGACUGACCCCGAGAGAAAGUCACAAGGCAAGCGGAUCGAGGUGUCACACGAGGACGUGGAAAGGGCCGUCGUCCCCAUCUCAUGGAGUGAUCGCGUGCGGUCAGGGAUGCGCAAGACCAUUGACACCGUACUGGGAAUUGGACGACGCGGUGGUUCCAGAAAACGGGCACAAAGUAACGUCACGAGCCCCGAUACCCUUCAGCCCAUGAGCACGCGUUCCUCCAGCAGCACCAUCAGCCAGGAAGGCCGACGUCCGAGCCUUGCCAUGACCACUUCGAUUCUCGAAGCCUUGACACGAUCUCGUGCCGAGUCGGAGCAUCCGCUUUCGCAAAGCGUCUCUGCAAGUCCUGAAGCCAAAGAGCAAGUCAAGUUCUUUGAGCCCAGUUCGCGGACGGCGUCGCCAUCACAUAUGGCGGAAAGCCGGGAACAUCCUGCACCUCUUGCUGCUCUGACGAGGCCAAUAGUUCCUGAGCGAGCACAUUCGGCCACGUCCUCCAACUCUUCGCUAAGAACAGUGCGCCCGUCAGAUGUAUCCUUCGGCCCCACAUCGUCUCCGAAACCCUCUGUUUACCCACCGCCUGGCCUUCCCGGUACACCCACCACAUUGGAACCCGGAAGCAGCUCCACGUUUGGUAAUCUGCUGGGCGGUGUGCCUCGUCUGGUCAGCAACAUGCGGAGCCGGGAGAAGCUACUGAAAUCCAAACGUCCGGCAGAUCCGACGAGGGCCAAGACGGAAUGGCGAGGAGAGACUGUUGAUGACCCGCAUAGCGAGCCCAGCCUAGCCUUGAGCAUCGCUUCAGCUGCCGGACACGUGGAUACGCCUGAAAUUCCCGAUGUAUCUCCUCGUGCGAGACGUGGUACGUUGUCAAAACAUGCGGAUGCGGCGGAUCAUAGCGACCGUCUUGAACGGUCCGUCUCGCGGCAGUCUUCCGUCUCGUCCAAUGCUUCCUCCUACCUGCAAAGACGACUAGGCCGCAAGACGCACUCCGAGCUGGGUCCUGUUCCGAGCCAUGAGGAGGGCUCCGUGCUCCAGCCUCAUCCAACCGAAACGCAUGCCGAGAUGGUCAGACGUGCCCAAGAGGAACACAUUCGAAAGCGGGUGGCGGAAGAAAAUGAGAACCGGAAACGGGAAAGAUCACUGUCUUUGCAAGCACAACAACAAGAAGAAAGCUCGUCCAGCCCGGCGCCGUGCCCACCCAGUCCUGAUGAUCUUGCCAUGUUCCAACGGCGGAAGGUGGAAGACUACUUGAACCACGGCCAGCAUACCUCUGGAGACGGCAGUUUCGGUGCCCUUGCUGCCCAGUCCAGGGAGUUGGGCUCCAGCUCCUCUGAAGACCACUUCUCGAAGUCGACGUCGGAUCCUUCUAUUCCGUCCGUGUCUGCGAGUUCCUCCGUGGGACCUGACGAGUGUCUCCAGAUGCGCAUGGCACAUCGCGAUCCGGGUCACCAACCACCAAAGGGUACAGCCACUCGCGACUUUGGGUGGGAAGAGCAGCCCGACUACGAGGCCGAUACCGACCACACAGCUGAGAGCGAUUUGCCUUUGGAAAGCGACUUCGACAACUCGGAUGACGACUUCCUCGUCAUGGGGAAGAAAAAGCCUGCGCAAAGAUCGAGUGCGUCCAUCUCCAAUGCACAGCUCGCAAGGUCCGACGUCGCAGAAGCUCGGAGGAGCCACAUAUCCGGGCGUCGCCGGUCCGCGCGCAGCGGAAGCAAUGGCACAGUAAAGAAGGUCGAGAUUCCUGGCACCCACGAGCCGGAGGACACGGCUGAU
Westerdykella ornata is the source of this 4050-nucleotide messenger RNA. Its product is annotated as kinase-like protein. NCBI's taxonomy places the organism in Eukaryota, Fungi, Ascomycota, Dothideomycetes, Pleosporales, Sporormiaceae. The transcript has a single exon. The annotation marks the transcript as partial. Gene Ontology annotation, cellular component: cytoplasm. Gene Ontology annotation, biological process: autophagy; peptidyl-serine phosphorylation. The record is from RefSeq and is a predicted model, not a curated record. Gene Ontology annotation, molecular function: protein serine/threonine kinase activity; ATP binding.